GAAGGAGAAAGAAGAGGAAAGCAGGAGGGCGACGUUCUUUUCAAGGCGGUUGCAUUACAAACGGCCCGUGGUGCUUCGGGAGGAGCUUGGACGAAAGGCCAGUAGCACCAACAGGCGGGACCCAAAGCCACACGAGUACCAUGGUUCUUAAGGCCGAAAGCGUGAGGUCUGCGGCGAUUAGAGCACCCAGAAAGGCAUCAUCGGAAAGGUCGCCAGGCCAGGUACUAACAAGCAGCCGCAUAGUUCCACGCGGUCAACCGCCACCAACUUCGAGCAGCUCUGUUGACAAGACUGUUCCUACACUUCGAUUGGCGAGAACACCGGGGCACAGUGGAACUGACAGGCGGGCUGCGUGCACCAAAUUGUCGGGCCACAACCAGUUCUCGCGUCAGACUUUCACUCAUGCGGAUGUCCUCGUGUUCAUUGGAAUCGGCUGCCUGCUGCUCGUGCUGCUCUGCUUCGGAGCCGUCGCUUUCACCUGGAUUAAGCGCGGCUCGCCUUUCCGAUACAACGUAAACGAGGUUGCUGCCGUCUGCGCGUCAGAAGGCUGCAUCCGCCACGCCCGCCUCAUCGCGGCCAAGGUGAACGUGAGCAUGGAUCCAUGCGAAGAUUUCGAAGCUUUCGCCUGUUCCAGGUGGACUGCUGCGACGGAACACUACGACUACGCCUCGGCCGUCAGUUCGGCGCUCGCAGGACACUGGUUUGACGACUUCCGCGCGUCCAUGGUGGCUGGUGCACUGCAGAUUCCUACAGGUCGAAGGGUCAUUGCAGCCUUGGACUUGUGCACCGCUGAAAGCACUUCCAAAGGCUUCGCCGAAGGCCUCAAGGUUCUAAAGGCCUUCAUGAGCAGGCUAAGAAUAUCCUGGCCGGAAGAAUCUUUUCCGACGGCGAAUCCUUUGGGCGUACUUCUCGACAUGGCAUACAACUGGCAUUUGGGUCUCUGGUUCGAAGCUGCUUCCGUGCACAACAGCACAAACAAUGGAGAACGCCGACCCCUCAUAUUCCUUUCACCGGGCACAUUCGUGAUAUUCUGGUACCCAUACCAAAGGAGUGUCAGUGCUCUAAACUACGAGGACUACUGGAACCAUUUCUACAGAAUGAUAGCACCAGAUCAACCUCAGUUGACCACAGAGGAAAUAGCCCGAAUUGCGUCUGUCGAGAAUGGCGUCUUUAGCGAGCUGAUUGCGGUUUUGAAUUCAACCAUCAAGGAACCUGCAGAAGUGUCCCUCGCAGACAUGGAACGAUUUACAAACACUGUGUCGCCGAACCAAUGGAUCGUGGAAUUGAACAAGGCAAUAAGGCCAAGUGAUUUACUCACAACAGCGAGCACACUAGUUGUCUCUGAUGUGGCGCUGCUGCGUACGAUUGAUAACCUCUUCUCGCGGUACACGAGGAGAGAACUUCUACGGCACAUCUCCUGGUUUUUCAUUCAAGUGUUCGCCGGCCUCGCAGACCGACGCCUGCUAGUUUCUAAGGUUGGGCACGAAAAAAGGGCCUGGCUCUACAGGCACAUAUUUUGCGCCACGGAAGUGGAGGCGGCGUUCAAAGCUCUCGUCGUAGCGCUUCAUCUUGUCCCUCGUUUUGCCAAACCCAUGCGGCAAGAAAUCAACGACCAGCUCUCCGAAGUCGUCACCAGUGCUAUCCACCAAAUUUCCAAUGUGUCCUGGGCUGACAAAUUGUCGAAGAGGGCCGCCGUCCGUAAGUUACAGUCUAUCAAGACGCUUUUGUGGCUGCCGGACAGCUUGCUGACAGAAGACGCUCUCUCUGUUAUGUACAGCAACUUUUCCCUCAACGAGAGCUCCUUCAUUGCGUACUUUUUAAACGCGUACGAAAACUCAGGCAAACUGAUCAAGCGGGACGUGUACGCCGAGGCACUCUCGCUGCCGCUUAACUUUGUGCUGCCUUUCGUGAACUACGACUACAUAACGAACGCCGUGUCUAUCGCCAUGGCUGCGCUGUCGGCGCCUCUAUACGCAGCGAACGCUACUGCCGCCAUGUUUUACGGUGGCCUGGGCUUCUCCUACGCCAUGGCCGUUGUGCGUGCCCUGGACGACACAGGCCUCAGGGUAGAUCCGCAGGGCCGUGUCCUCAACUCCGAUGAUUCGUGGGUCUCCGUACAGUGGAAAGAUGCGGUGGCUGCCAAGACUUCCUGCCUGGGGGUGCAAUCGCCGACUCUCUUUCCGGAAAUUCCCGCCGUAGAGGUAGCGUACGCGGCAUUCCAAUCUGCCCUGGCAAAAAAGGAUCGCCCAAUGCGGCUCGGAACCAACUUCACGGAAGAACAGGAGUUUUUUAUCACGGCCUGCUUCAGCCUUUGUCGUUUGCCCCAAACAGUUAUUGGAUCACUGGCCGGGAGCUGCAACAAGGCCGUUAUGCAUUCAGCCGCAUUCUCCGAAGCAUUCGGAUGCAAGAAUGGAAGAAACAUGAAUGCAUCCCGGAUGUGCUCGUAUUUUGACUGACAUUUCGAAAGCGUGUUCGAGUUUAAGAAAUCUUUUCGAAGAUA
Dermacentor albipictus is the source of this 2500-nucleotide messenger RNA. RefSeq names its product endothelin-converting enzyme 2-like. NCBI's taxonomy places the organism in Eukaryota, Metazoa, Arthropoda, Arachnida, Ixodida, Ixodidae. Gene Ontology annotation, molecular function: metalloendopeptidase activity. Gene Ontology annotation, cellular component: plasma membrane. The record is from RefSeq and is a predicted model, not a curated record. Gene Ontology annotation, biological process: protein processing.